AAGGAAGAAAGUAGUAGAUCAUCUGGCGCGCCUCCUUUCUCGCCGUGUCGUGUUGUUCCUUGUUGAUCUUUCCGUGCGGAAGAGUAAUCGGUCAUACCCAGGAAAACGGCAGGUGCAUUCCUGUCGUGUCUAGUAUCCGUUGGAGAGAAUGGCCCCACUGUGCGCUUUGCUCGUGCUGCUUGGCUGCUUGGCCUCAGCUAAUGGCAAUCCCGGGAUCAUCGUGAGAAUGAACCAAAGUUUCUUCGACUUCAUGCUCAAGGAGAAGUUGGAGCCACUGCUGAAGAAAGACAUCUUAUCUUACAAGAUUCCGGCGGUGAAAUAUCACAUUAGUGGCAUCAAUAUAGACAUGGACCUCUCUAGCCUGGUUAUCUCCAACAUUGCGUUCAGUCCCGCUAUCCUGACACCGUCCAGUGCCACUAGCAGCCUGGAAGCUACAAUGGGCGUACACAUGGGCGGCGAUGGAGUGUGGGAGACGCGUACCGGCUGGUGGCCACACAUCAAAGAGCAUGGCACAGUGUCGUUCAAUUUCUCACCGCUCCUGGUGGUAGUGGGCAUCUCCAUGUCGCCGGGUUCCGAUGGCAUAUGGAAAUUUCAGAUUACUCGCCUGACGGUGAACUCCAAAUUCGACAUCAAGUUUCACGGCGGCGUUCUAUCGGGACUGGAUAUUGGUGCUCUGAAAGAUUACAUCAACAAGAAGGCAGGGGAGACAGUCACCAAUACUAUCAAGACUGCAGUGGCUGGAGCACUGGCCAAGCUGACGCCGUACAUGAAGCAGUACUUGCCCUAUAUCACCAUACCAGGCUGUGUUCAGCGCGGUCUGCCACCGCCAUGCAAGAACUUUGCCCUGAACGUCUCUCUGACCAGCAGUGGAGUCUGGCGUGACCACUGCUUCGCUGAGAUGCAGUUCGAUGGUUUUUUCAUCUACAAGGGAAAGCCAUAUGUGCCCAUCAGCUCCCGGGAUCUCCCUGCCAUUCCUUCUCCGUGUGGUGAUCGCAGCCUCUCGUUGCUCAUCUCCGAAGCCUCGUUCACGUCCGCUGUUGAUGCCAUCUUUGCCAGUGGACUGAUUCAUAUGAAUGUUCCAUCUGCCAAGACGGCUGGUGAUAAAGUGUUCAACAAGCUUAUUCCCGGGCUUCACCAAAGCUUUGGCAACCUCUCCCUGUACUUCAACACCAGUCUGAUCUCGGCUGCCUUCCACCUGGAGCAGGACAAGGCUGUGUCCAACUUUGCCAUCGCCUUUCAGAUACUUGCUCUGACGUCGGUGGCGGGUGCUUACCCAAAGACGUUCAAGGAGGUGCUCACGAUUCGCGUGAACUUCACUGUUGGUAUGACGGCUCACAUUGCCCCCACGCAGACACAGGCCGGUGUGCUUUCACUUGUUUACCUGAAGUUCCUGGACACUGAGGUGAACAAUGUCACGGUUAUUAGAGCAGCUCUCACAGCUGACGAUACGGUUGUUCAGAAGUGGAUGCAGCAGCUCAUGACGGAAGGUUUCAACAAUGCUGCCGAGCUUCUAUCAAAGGGAAUUCUUGCUAUUCCACCAGCAAUUGGUGGCAUCGGUAUCUAUCAGCCGGAGUUGAAGAUUGGUGAUCAUCACUUGAAACUGGCGCUGAACGUAGGAAAGCCUCCAGCGGUCAACAUGUCCGCCGAAGAGCUUGUGUUUGGCGAACUGCCUACUCACCACCAGACAAAGUCGCACAACUCGCUCCCCGAGUACCUGGAGUAUGCUACUUCGACCAUUAGUAACAUGCUGGUUGAGAGCCAGGACAUGAUCAUGAACAUUUUCACCAAGUCCUUCUCCGACUUGCUCUAGAUGUGCAGCAGUCAGUGAGUGUAUGAAGACUAGAGUAGAUCGGUAGACAUAGACACAUUUCAAACUUGCUAGGUUGUAAUUGUGCAGUUUUCUCUUAUGACUGGCAAUGUCCACAUAGUACUUGUAGUAGUGUUAGUAUUGCAUACAGUUGCAAUGCUGUGCUGUGUUUCUGUACGGUGACCCUGUCUGGCUGUCUCUCACAGCUCUCUUUGUUUGAUCUCUUCAGAUCCGUUACCGUGGCAAUUUCUCUCUUUUUGCCCGAUUUUUCAUUGACAUUCGUGGAUGUUGGGAUGUUUUAUACAUUGUCUGAUUGAUAGACCAUUCUUGCUGCAUUUGCCAGACGAAUUCUUGCGAAGGUUUCUCUUGUUCUGUACUGUGUAUGCUUUCUUCAUUUUGAUUCUGAAAAUCCUCUUUGCUAUUAAUUUUACUUCGAAGGACAAGUAUUUAUUUUAUGCUGCUUGCCAGCCAUCUGA
Sycon ciliatum is the source of this 2283-nucleotide messenger RNA. RefSeq lists its product as uncharacterized. The transcript is spliced from 14 exons. Gene Ontology annotation, molecular function: lipid binding. NCBI's taxonomy places the organism in Eukaryota, Metazoa, Porifera, Calcarea, Leucosolenida, Sycettidae. Bases 149 to 1810 code for a protein of 553 amino acids. The record is from RefSeq and is a predicted model, not a curated record.